AUUAAGAAUUUGACAAAUUUUUUUUUUUAAUUUAAUAAAGAUCCCAAACCUACAAGCAGCAGCAAUUAACAAAAAAAAUAUUGCACAAACUAAAUAAUACUGAUUUGGCAUGUCUACAUCAUGGAAGCAGUGCGAGGAAGAUUUCUCAAAGGGCACUUUUUAGUAGAUCACAUUCUUGAUUUCGCUUAUUUUUCUUUUUUUCAACGAGGUGUCUAUUUUAGCGUUCAAUGGUCGUGCGCGCGCCCACACGUGUGGGCGUGGCAAAAAGAGGUACCUUCCCCAUUGCCAGUAAACUUGUUGAACAGCUGUACCCGCUGAUGUCCCUACCUGUCCUUCACGUGCGCAACGAAGUGCCGCUUGGUCCGACUGGAACCUGCAGACAGGGACAAUGACGGGACAUCACUGGGGAUACGGGAAGGAGGACGGUCCCUCUUCAUGGUAUAGAAACUACCCUGUUGCGGAGGGGAACCGGCAAUCACCAAUUGAUAUCGUCCCCAAUGAGGCCUCACAUGACCGCGAUCUAGGCCCUAUAAUGACAAACUAUGACCACUGCACCUCCAUUAACAUCUCCAACAAUGGACACUCCGUAGUUGUGGAGUUCAAUGACUCAGAUGAUCGUUCAGUGAUCAAGGGAGGCCCACUCGAUAACCCCUACAGACUGAAACAAUUUCAUUUCCACUGGGGUGGAAAAGGACAUGAAGGCUCUGAACACACUGUUUCAGGAGAAGGCUUUGCAUCUGAGCUUCAUUUAGUUCACUGGAAUGCUGUCAAGUACAAAACGUAUGGAGAGGCAUCAACUGCGCCCGAUGGUCUUGCCGUUCUUGGUAUCUUUUUAGAAACAGGUGAUGACCACAGAUGGCUCCACAUGAUAACGGAUGUUCUGUACAUGGUGAAGUAUAAAGGCAGUAUCACAGAUUUCAAAGGUUUCAACCCCAACUGCCUGCUUCCCAGCAGUCUUCACUACUGGACCUACCUCGGCUCUCUAACCACACCUCCGCUACACGAGAGCGUUAUCUGGAUCAUCCUGAAGGAGCCAAUCGAAGUGUCUGAAAAGCAGCUGGGGAUGUUCAGAAUGCUUCUGUUCACCGAAGAGGACGACGAUCAGAAGAUGCGGAUGGAAAACAACUUCAGGCCUCCCCAGCCUAUCAAAGGGAGGAGAGUGCGUUCCUCCAAUUAAUAUGACCUCUGGAGGUCUGAAGUCAUAAAUAACCAACGCUGUUUUUAGACAACAGUAACUGCAAUAACACGAGAAUACUUUCACCUCACGAUAGCUUAUCUUGAAGGGUUUGUGAUUGUAGGUAAAACAGAAGUAAAACGCUGCAAUAAUUGUCAUCCCUGGUGGUGUACCCCCCACCCAUGUGAAACUUUAAUGGCAGUAGAGGGAAUUAUUUUAGGGGCCAAAAAAAAGGAUUUUGUUAAGUUUACUAGGAAGUAGAAUAAAACCAGCAUUUACAGUCAUUAUUAUCAUUAUCACAAUCACAAACUGUAAGUUUAAUAGGUUGCACCAAUACUUGAACCAACGAUUAAGGAAAACAAGAGGGCACAACAACAAGCACAAAACCUUUUCACUCCUUUUAUCAUAUAUACCUGCUAAUCCCAUAUCGUUGUAGUCUGUAGCUGUUUCCAGACUAAUGCCAUAUCCCUUUGCUGUCUGCAGAUCUAAACUCCCCUUACUGAUUGCCAUUGAUUCCUUGUUAAUCCAGCCUGGAUUCCCAGUCCUUGUGGCUAUAGAUUCCUUCCAGUAGGGCCAGUGAUGCUUUUAUCUCAACUGCUCCGUGGACCAUAAUUGAGUGCAUGAAAGUCAGAUCGGUUUACAGUCCACAAAUGCUAUUAAUCCCAAAACAUGGUAACUGUUAAGGUCUUAUUAAACUUCAGGAGUCCAAACAAGGCCCUAUUUAAAAUCUUUGAAGCGUUCUGUGAUGAUCAGAUCAUUAUUAAUUCUGUCGGGAGCAUCACACGAUGGUUAUUACUGUGCAGGAUGUAUUAUUAUUAUUAUUAUUAUUAUUAUUAUUAUUAUUA
Molecule: messenger RNA, 2019 nt
Organism: Pundamilia nyererei
Lineage: Eukaryota; Metazoa; Chordata; Actinopteri; Cichliformes; Cichlidae
Gene: ca7
Product: carbonic anhydrase VII
Exons: 7
Coding region: 389-1177 (262 amino acids)
Biological process (GO): regulation of intracellular pH
Cellular component (GO): cytoplasm
Molecular function (GO): zinc ion binding; carbonate dehydratase activity
Source: RefSeq, a predicted model, not a curated record